Messenger RNA from Gongylonema pulchrum, 273 nucleotides. The record is from the annotation of a GenBank genome assembly. Lineage: Eukaryota; Metazoa; Nematoda; Chromadorea; Rhabditida; Gongylonematidae.
UCUGUGGAUCUGUCAACCGAUUUUUAUUUUUCUUAUACAUACGACUUGAGUCGAACUCUGCAAGAAAAUGCGCUGGGAGUGUCGGACUGGCCAAACUUCAAAAAUGCCGGAAAAGCAGAUGCUACGUUUCAUACAGAUUCAAAGUUCAUCUGGAAUCGCUAUCUUUUGGAGCCGUUGCGCGCAAAUGCUGUCAGUGAGCAGUGGAUAAUUGAAAUGGUUCAUGGAUACGUUGGUCUCUUUACUGUUCAUCUAUUUUUUAUUCUUUUUAAAUGA